This is a messenger RNA of Lolium rigidum, 2920 nucleotides long. Its product is annotated as synaptonemal complex protein ZEP1-like. The coding region runs from base 24 to 2612 and encodes 862 amino acids. Gene Ontology annotation, biological process: reciprocal meiotic recombination. NCBI's taxonomy places the organism in Eukaryota, Viridiplantae, Streptophyta, Magnoliopsida, Poales, Poaceae. The record is from RefSeq and is a predicted model, not a curated record. The transcript is spliced from 19 exons.
AAAACCUAGGGUUCGGCGACAGGAUGCAGAAGCUGGGGCUCUCCGGGCUCAGGAGCCUCGAGGGGUUCCGAUCCCUCGCGGGACCGACCUCGACGAACGGGAAGCCCACGAACCCCAAGCCCUCGUCGGAUGCUGGGGGCGGCACGUACGGGAGCUUCGCCAACCUUAAGAUGACAGCAGAGAAAUUAGUCAAGGAGCAGGCCUCGGUGAAGACCGAUCUGGAAAUGACGCAUACCAAGCUGAAAAAAGCAACAGAGCAGAUAAAUAUGUUAGAAGCAAAACUUCAACAAGCUGUGAAUGAAAACGUGAAGCUUAAGGUGAAGCAGACUGAAGAUUCGAAGCUCUGGCAGGGAUUAGAUUCAAAAGUUUCCUCAACAAAGACCCUGUGCGAUCAGUUGACUGAAACUCUGCAGCAGUUAGCAAGUCAGGCAGAAAGAGCUGAGGAAGAUAAGAAGUUUUUUGAGGAGACGCUUGGGAAGAACUUCAAAGCUUUAGAUGAAUUCAACCGCUCGCUGCAUGAUACCUCGGCAAAAUUGGAAUGUGCAGAACAAAAUAUCAUGUCAGGUAAACAGGAGAUGUUGCGGAUUAAACAAGAGAAAGAAGAAAUGGAUCGGAGUUACAAAGAACAGAUCUAUGCAAAUGAUACCACCAUAAGGGAAAAAGAUUCUCUCAUCACACAGUUGGAGGUUUCAGUUGAAGAAAAUAAAGCCCGCUUGUUGUCUGCUGACUCCCGCCUGCAAUGCAUGGAGCAAGACUUGAAGCUAAAACAAGAUGUUUGCACUUGCCUGAAAGAAAACCUUGCAAGUGCCGAAAAAGAAAAAAAUGACUUGGAGCUUAGGAACCAGGGAUAUAUUCUGGAAGUUGAAAGACUGUCCAAGGACAAUAAGGAUGCUGAUGCGUUGCUGAGGAGUUUUGUGGCUAAAGUAGCUGAGCUCGAUAGAGAGCAUGCAUCAAUGUCAAAUCAUGUCUCUAGACUACUUUCUUCAUUCGAGAAGUACUAUGGAAUGGUCCAAGAGGAGAAAAUGCUGAUAACAACAUCUGCUAAGGACAAACUGGAACAUCUUCAAAACCAGUUUGUAAAUUUGACAUCAGAAAACAGUGGUCUCAAACUUGAAAUUGGGGAACUGAAGUCCAGAAUCAUGGAGUUACAGAAAACUCAAGAAAUUGUUAUGGUUCAACAUGUAGAAGAAUGCCAAGUGGCUGAAGAUAAAAUCAGAAGAUUGGAGUCUGAAGCAGCAAUCUCUGCCUCCAAUGUGAAUCGCUUAGAACAGUUAUCUUCUGAACUACAAGGGAGAGUUCAAAAGUUACUGGAGGAUUCUAGCCUUGCUGAAAACCAAAAGGAAGAGUUGAUACAGAAGACUUUGAAGCUAGAAUCAGAUAACCAGGAGCUUCUAGGAAGAGUGCAGUCAGUUUUGGAUGAAAAAUCAACUGAUACAGAAUCUCUGCAGCACGAGAUCACUAAGCGUGACCUUCAGGCUGAAACAUUUGAAAAACAGAUCAGUGAGCUCCGCAGUUUUCUUGACGAGAAGGAACAGUUGUAUAUUUCUUCAACAGAAAGAGAAAAGAGUUUGGAGGAACAGAAAUUACAGGUCCAAGCAUCACUUGCUGCAACAGAAUGUCAACUUACCGAGGCCAAAAAACAGUAUGACCUCAUGCUCGUGGGUAAACAGAUAGAGCUAUCAAAGCAUUUGAAAGAGUUAUCACUCAGAAAUGAUCAGGCAAUCAAUGAUAUCCGUAAGAAAUAUGAAUUAGAAAAGGUAGAAAUCAUUAGUGCUGAAAAAGAGAAGGCAGAAAAGCUCAUAAGGGAAAUGGAGAAUAAAUGUAAUGAAAAGUUAUUAGAGAACAAGCGAGAAUCUGAGAGGUGCUUGACACGUCUUAAGGAGGAACAUGGCGCAGUGGUGGCAAGAAUUCAACAGGAUAAUGAGCAUAAGGAAUCAACUCUUCGAGCUUAUCACAAAGAAGAAUUACAGCGCAUUCGUUCACAGGCUGAGAAUGAACUGAAGGAGAGGCUGUCAUCGCUCAGACAAGAGCAUCAAGCUCAAAUGAACUCAGUGAACGUACAGCAUGAGGAAGAUUGUCAGAAACUUCAGGAUGAACUGGAGCUUCAGAAGUCAAAGGAGGAGAAGCAAAGAGCGUUAUUACAGUUACAGUGGAAAGUGAUGGGUGAAAAUCAACAAGUUGAUCAAGAAGUGAGUUCUAAGCAGAGGAGAGAUCCAUAUGUCAGAAAAGAAAGUCAGGUUCAGUUGGCAGGUCCUGAGACCAAACGGAAGGAUUUAAAAUUACCUGGAGUUAUACAAUCACCAAUUUCAAACGCACUAAGGAAGGUAGAGAAAGGAACUCAGGAUGUUCCUAAUCACAGAAAGGUAACACAUCAUGAAUAUGAGGUGGAGACAGCAAAUGGAAGAAUUACAAAGCGCAGGAAAACAACAAAGAGCACUGUCAUGUUUGGGGAGCCUAACACUCAGAAGUCGUUGCAUAAUACUGUUGAAAAGAAUGUUUCAAGAGCAAGAAAGGUUGUUCCAGGAUCCCGCCCCCAUCCUGCAAAUAUCGGUGAAUUAUUUUCUGAGGGCUCCUUGAAUCCAUAUGCUGAAGACCCUUACGCCUUUGACUAGAAGCUAAAUUAACUCCAUCUGAAUUUGAACACCUGAUCCUUGCAGCUCACAUCUGUUGGUGCUGAUCUUCAGAAGCAUGAAAAUGCAAACCUGGAUUGCAAAAUCCACUGUUGCCACCGGGUUGAGCCAAUGGUUUUGCUUCCUGCCCAGGUCAAGACGUCUGAUAAUCCCGGUGUUCAUAUGGCUGUCGUUAACUCCGCUGUAUCUGGAACAUUGAUAUGAUAAAAACUGUGAUCUUAUGUACGGAGUACUACAUAAAUUGAGCUCCUUCCAGACUAUGGAGUAGAGGAAUUAUUUUGUACCGUUUU